Messenger RNA from Cooperia oncophora, 375 nucleotides. The record is from the annotation of a GenBank genome assembly. Lineage: Eukaryota; Metazoa; Nematoda; Chromadorea; Rhabditida; Trichostrongylidae.
AUGAGACGUGAAAUAUUAUUUCAGGAUGAUUUGGUUCAUGAACGUGAUAACAUUCGUCUGAAUACCACCGAUAAGAACACCAUAUCACUGGGAACGAAAGUUCUCAAGGGAACGUAUGUAUUGAAGAAUAUGGAGCAUGUUGUCUUCAUGGUGAUCGCUCGCCAAAAGAACGAACGCAAAACCUUCAGGAUUUCAAGGCGAAGAAAAAAGCCUUUCCUGGUGUGCACAGAUGUAGCUGCUCGUGGUAUCGAUAUUAGCGGUGUUCCAUUUUUGAUAAACGUUACACUUCCUGAUGAAGCGGCUCAAUAUGUGCAUCGUAUUGGACGUGUUGGACGAGCAGAGAGGUUUGAUCGUUUCUUAGGUCUACUCGAAUGA